UUCAGAGCACACAGGAUCUGGCAAGUGCAAUCUCGACACAGUGGAGAUGGGCGACGAAGGCUGGCAAGACGGCGGUCUCUUUGGCGCCGACAUCCUCGCCGACUGCGACCUCGCGUCCAUCGACGGCUCCGUCUUCGCCGCCGAAAACAAGGCAUUGGGCGCAUCGUCCCGCGAGCGCCAACGGCUCGCGCUGCAGCGCCAUCGGCAGCGACAGCGCGACGAGCUCGUCUUCUUGAAGCGCAAGGUCGACGAGCUGCAGGCCGAGCUGGAGCAGCUCACGCGUGACAGCGAGCUGCGUGACAUUCUCCAACCACCGAGCAAGUGGGAGAAGCUCGCAAAACAAGAGCGGGUCCAGCGUGCGCAUGUCCUCCUCGAGAACCGCGAGCUCAAAGAGGCGAUUAGCGAGCAGGUCGAGUUUGCGCAGUCGCUCGCGGCGCUCAUUCGCAAGUCGCCGACACCGCGCUACGUCUGCGUUGACGCGCACGAGCAGUGGAAGCACUACAAGCUGGUCGCGGACCCGAUCGCGCGCCGCGCCGCGUACCAUGCAAUCGUCAACCGUGAUUACGCGAGCCAAACAAGCGCGUUCAUUGAAGCCAAGCUCAUCGAGCCGGUCAAAGAAGGCCGACAAUACAUUCCGGUCCUGCGGGACGGACUCCUCGAGGUGCACACGAUCGUGUUCACGCGGCUGCCCGCGCCGCUCGCUGAGGCCGCGAGCGCCAUCUGGGACGUCUUGCGAGGUGUCUUUACCGUCGCCAGCGUCCAAGGCGUCUAUCGCGUGCUCGAAGAAGUCGAUGCCGAUACACUGUACGUGGGUAGUCUUCGGCACUAUUCGCUCGGGAAGAUCCAGCGACGCAUCAUUCUCAAGCGCUUCCGCGAGGGCGAUUCGCGCGUCGUCGUCGUUGCCCGCAACGUGCACGAAGACGAGAUUUUCACCUUUGACCCGCGCCUCGGGUUAGCCCACGAGGUGUCGUGGAUGGUGCUGCAGUGGGACGCAGCCUCGCAAACCACCGAAGUCAAGUACUUUCAGAAGGCAAUCCCGUUCUUUGCCGAGGCGCCGCUGCUCGAGGGUCACAUCAUGGGCGUGCCCGUGAGCCAGCACAUUAUGGAGAUGUUUGCGAGCCACUCGCUCGGGUUUGAGCAAGCGAUGCGCGCGCUCCUGCACGCCAAGACGACCGGCGACGCAAGCGCGCUACAUGGCGUUUUAUAG
Messenger RNA from Saprolegnia diclina VS20, 1207 nucleotides. RefSeq lists its product as hypothetical. The coding region runs from base 47 to 1207 and encodes 386 amino acids. NCBI's taxonomy places the organism in Eukaryota, Oomycota, Saprolegniomycetes, Saprolegniales, Saprolegniaceae. The transcript has 2 exons. The record is from RefSeq and is a predicted model, not a curated record.